AUGUUUGAAUCCGUUGUGGCGACAUUGUUGAACCGUUUCUUGGGCUCAUACAUUGAGAACUUCGAUACGAAGCAACUUAACAUCGGAAUCUGGUCUGGUGAUGUCCGACUCAAGAACUUGAGACUUAAGAAGGAAUCCUUAGAUAAGUUUAAAUUGCCUGUGGACGUCAAAUUUGGCCAUUUGGGUGAACUCACCUUGCUGAUUCCAUGGUCUAAUUUAAAGGGAAAGCCAGUUAAGGUUGUUAUAGAAGACGUCUACCUUCUAGCGUCCCCGAUCAUCAUCACUGACUUUGACGCUGAUGAAGAUGCCACUAGAGAACAGAAGCUUAAACAAGAGAAGCUUCAGGAUUUAGAAGCCUUACAGAGUGCAAUUACUGCCAACUUGAAUGCUAGUAAAGACGGCGAUGCUCAAGCUUCAAAUGAAUCUUUCACUGAGAGCUUGGUUACCAAGAUCGUCGAUAACUUACAGGUAACCAUUAAGAAUAUCCAUGUCCGUUACGAAGAUGAGGGUGUUUUGACUGAUUCUCCUUAUGCCUUAGGUCUCACUCUUGACGAAUUGUCUGCUGUGUCUACAGACGAAAACUGGAAGGCCAGCUUCAUUUCCAUCACACAAAGCCUUACGAGAAAGCUACUUAUGCUUAAAAACUUCUCGUGCUAUAUGAAUACAGAGAGUCCUUCAAUCUUUUCUGGAUCGCCUGAUGAUGUGCUUGAUGCGCUUAGAUCGUCUCUUGGGACGAGAUCAGAGAAACAGUACCUUCUUAAACCUGUUUCUGGAGAAGGAAGACUUACUGUCCACAAGACUGGUGCCACAGAAACACAUCCACAUGUAACUACAGAGCUUUUUUUCGAGGAGUUUGGCAUUGAGUUCGAUAGUAGUCAGUAUCGGGACAUCUUGUGGACUGCUUCCAAGCUUCACUGGUACCAAAAGACAUGGAAAUUCCGUAAAUAUAGACCACGGGUUUCUGUGGAAGAGGAUCCAAAGCAAUGGUUUAGGUACACCGCCAAGAGUAUUCUCGGUGAGAUCCACGAAAAGAACUAUAGAUGGAGUUGGGAUCACUUCAAAAAGAGAAGGGACCAAAGAAAGAAAUAUAUCAGCUUGUGGAAGAAUAAGGUUCUUAAGAAGCCACUUAAUGCUCUGGACCAAACAAUGUUCGAAAAGUUAGAAUGGGACCUUCCUUAUGAGGAUAUCAGAUUUUAUAGAUCCCUCGCCAGAAGUGAGAUCAGGAAAGAGAAGUUGUCGGCUCCUCCUUCCACUCCCCAACCAGCAUCAAGCGGCGGCUGGAUUUCUUCGUGGUGGUAUGGUAACAAGAGCCAGGAAACCAUCGAGGCACCCAAAUCAGAGGGUGGCUUGAAUCUCACUUUGACUGACGAGCAAAGAAAGGCUCUUUAUGAAACCAUUGAUUUUAACGAAGAUGACACUCUCAGCGACGCAGUCAAUAUUCCACGCGAUAGAGUCACAGUUGAAAUCUUCAUGACUAUUAAGAAAGCAGGUAUUUCUUUGAAGCCAGUCAAACAUGGCCCAAGUUUGGCAGAAGUCAUGGUAGAGGGUUGCAGGACUCAGAUCUACCAGAGGCCAGAUUCUUUCUUGGCCAAUUUCCAAUUGCAAGAGCUUAAGGUAGAGGAUGGAACUUCGAAAACGUUGUACAAGCACAUUGUCAGCGUCAAGCACGUCCAUUCAGGUCUUCAUUCUUCGGUGGAAGAGUUCCAUGACGCCUCUUCAUCUGUGAGCUCUCAAAAGAGUGACCCAUUCUUCAGAGUCUCUUUUGAGAACAACCCGUUGGAUGGAAGUGCUGAUUCUGUUCUUCUUGCAAAGUUGAAUUCGAUGACAAUUUUCUAUAACGCAUUUUUCAUUGAAGAAAUCAUCCGAUUCUUUAAGCCCCCGAAGAUCCAUCUUGAUACUAUUGGUGCUAUCAUGAAUGCUGCAGAGGCAACUAUGGAGGGUAUCACGGAACAGACAAGAUUGGGUCUUCAGUAUGCUUUGGAGGAACACAAGACUAUCAAUGUCAAGCUUGACCUCCAAGCACCUUUGGUCAUUAUGCCUCUUGACCCAACUAGCUGGAAAUCACCGGUCGCUAUCCUAGACGCUGGUCAUUUGAGCGUCACGAGUGAUUUGGUUGACAAAGCGACUAUUGAGGAUAUCAAGUCCAAAGAGAGUUAUAGCAAUGAGGAUUGGAGUAAGCUCAAGACUCUCAUGUAUGAUCAGUUCAAUCUUCAUCUUCAAGAUGCCCAGUUUCUUGUGGGUUCCACGAUUAAGGAUACCAUGGAGCAGCUUCACACAGAGAAGUCAAAGCAGUCAGCUGUUAUGCUUAAUAAUUUAGACAUACGACUCAAUUUGGGCGUCUCUAUCAUCCCAGAAGCUACUAAUUUGGCUAGAUUCAAGCUUGGAGGUGAGAUUCCCGAAAUUGACGUUGCCCUCAAUGACUUCCAGUAUAAGACUAUCAUGAAACUUAUAGACGUCGUUAUACCUGAUUUAGCUGCCAACGAGGGUGACGAUAACAGUGUUUUCCAUGCCUUUGGUCAAAAAGAAGAACAGUACAAGCUCGAAGAUGUCGAAGAAUCUGCCGUGGCUCUCAGAGAUGCUAAGAAGCCAGAGAACCCCCAGCAUAUGGUUGAGAUGGAUUUCACAAUCACCCGAGUUAACUUGUCAUUGUCGAGAUGUACUAAUGCUGUCACCCUCGAGGCCGAACCUUUCCUCGAUCUUGUCGGCGACACACUUGAACUUUCUUUCUACAAGACUGAUUAUGAUAUGCAUCUUGACUUGACCUUGAUUGACGUUGACAUUAUUGAUCACAUAGAAAAAUCUGGUGUUCCUGAGUUCGAGAAGUUGAUGUCUUCGAGAAACUUUACCGAAAGCGAAGCAGUGGUGCGUAAGAACAAAGAACUUUUCAAGCUUGAUCUUACCAGGACUCAGAGGAUUGUCGAGUUCAACGGGAAUGACAUCGAAGUGUUUGACUUGGAUAUUAUUGUUGACAUGUCUGCCGUAAAGUGUGUUGUCUCACGUAUGUCAUACUUGAGUAUCCUCAACUUUAUGUUGAAUACGUUCACCGAUCCUAAUGCUGAAGAAACCCCUGCCGACACAUUGAAGCACAAUGAUUACAAUGAUGACCGCAUUGCUCCUCAAAAGAUAAACGUGAAGGUCAAUCUUGAUAGUAUCAUUGUCGUCCUUAACGAAGAUGAUCUUAAAUUGGCAACCUUGCAAUUGAGUACGGCGAACGUGAAGGUAUUUGUCCUUCCAGAGGCGCUUGAGGUUAGCGGUUCGUUAGGUGCCUUGUCUUUACAUGACGAAUCAAACGAGGGCUCGCCAAGAGACUCCAUCUUCCGCAAUUUGAUUAACAUCGAAGGCGACAACCUAGCCGAAUUCACGUACAAGACUUACGAUCCAACUACCAAUAAGGAACCAUAUGAUAGUUAUAUUGAGUUUAUCACCGGUUCUUCUACUAUCAACUUUGCCGAGGAUGCCUUUGGAAAGAUCUUUAAUUAUCUCAACAAGUUUGCGCAGAUGAAGGCCAUUUAUGAUAAGGCUCGUGACGCGGCUAUCAACCAAGCUAACCAAAUUGACGCCUCCAAUAAGAUGAAGAUGAAUAUUCUUGUCAGGGCACCUACGGUACGUUUGCCUAAGCUUAUUGGUAGCGCUGCUGACGAUUAUGAUGUCAUAGUGGCGGAACUUGGUGAACUUUACCUUCACAACGAUUUCGAGCCAAGGGGUGAUUUGUUAUACAACGUGAUGAAUGCCGGCCUCAGAAACACCAAAGUAACUUCAAAGUUUCAUCUCGAUGAGGUUAUCCAAGAGAGUCAGAUGGUCGAUGCAUUGGAUAUUGGUUUCCUGAUUGAUUAUCUUGAGGACUUCCACGAGGAUAAGCCUACUUUUAAGGUCAACGGAAGCUUACCAGAGCUUGACUUCCAUUUAUCUGAACUCCAGCUCAACUAUUUGUAUAACUUGCAGAACAAGAUUAGUGCUGUCUUUAUGGCAUCAGACGAUGAGGACUCCAUGGAUAAGAUUGAGGCUGAUGCAGAGAAUGCCAAUGCAUUAAUGGCACACGACUCGUCUUUAAUCAGACAGAAGCAGCAAUCUGAUAAAUCUGCACCGGAAGUUUCAGAGCCAAAGCCAGCUAGCACAGCAAGCCAGAAUUCUCCUGAUCAUGUUAAGUUUGAUAUUGCUUUGGAGAUCCCAAAAAUUUCGUUGCUGCUUUAUCAUAACACGCAUGAUGUGGCUUCCUUUGACUCAAGAAAGCUUGCUUUGUUAGCCAUCAAAGACUUUAAAGCGCUGUUCUUCAUGAAGGAUGACGAUAAUUUCACCUCAGACCUUACGGUUAAUGCAUUCACUAUUAGUGACGUUAGAUCCCACACUUCAAACAAAUUCCCCGAAGUCAUCCCACCUUUGCAGGAUGAGAGGAAUCAGUUCAAAUUGAAUGCAUCUACUGGAUCGACUGGAGUUAAUGACAAGAAAGCUACUACGGUGAUGUUGACAAUCGAGGAACCGCAAGUUAUCUUAGCCUUAGACUUCCUUUUCGGCUUGCAAGCCUUCGCCAACAAGGGUCUACAGGUCGACUCUGUUCAGCCAACUUUCGACAUGGAUGAUGAGUUUGAUUCUGAAGAUGAAUCUAUUGAUGGGCGCCUCCAUAAAGCUGAAGAAGAAGAAGCAGAAGUCGCGGAGACAUUUGCUUCCACAUUGGGCUUUUCGGUCAAUAUUACUAAACCUUCUGUGUUACUUCUUGCUGAUUCUACCCAGGAGGAUUCUGAAGCAAUUGUGUUCAAGGUAGAGCAAAUGCUUAUAACCAGCCAGAACAUCGUUUCUUUGGCUGCAGACAGCAUUGGAAUGUUUGUUUCGAGGAUGGAUGACUUUGAGCGGAGGCUUCGUAUUAUUGAUGACUUCUCCGUCUCUUUUGCAUUAGAUGGAAGAGGUUCGACGGCGACGUCAUUUUUGACAAACAUUCAGCUUUCAAUUGAUCCUUUACUUGUUAGACUUUCAUUGAGAGAAGUCCGUCUAGGCUUGAGAAUAGCAAACAGGGCAAAUGAGCUUUACGCAGAGGCUAUGGGUAAAGAUCUCAAUGCUAAUACCGAGCCGGAUCAUAGUAUUACCGAUGAUUUCAAACGCCGCUUAUCGCAGUACGCUCCGAGUGUUGUCUCUGGCUUCUCCAGGGAUUCAGCAAAGCGUAGAAAGCGUUCGAUGACUACUGAAGUAAUUGUGAAGGGGGAGGAGUUCAAUGCUUCCUUUGGUGGUGCCAGAUUUGUACUUAUUGGUGAUAUUCAUGAAUUGCCUGUUAUUGAUGCCAACAUCAACGCCUUCGAAACUAAAGUCUUGAAUUGGUCUACGGAAUUGAGCGCUGAAUGUCACCUUGAGCCUUACGUGAACAUCUACAACUACGCUAAGUCGACAUGGGAGCCUCUCGUUGAGCCCUGGCCUGUAUCUGUCUAUGCAUCUAAGGCCAUGGAUCCCAAGCCUACUAUUAUGAUUGACGUUGUUUCCAGAAGCAUGGCCCAAAUUACUGUCUCAUCCAGAUCUGUCGCUUUGCUUUCCCAAGUGUUUUCUGCAAUUAAUCCUGACAUCGAUCUUAAGUCUCGAGAAGAAGUGACUCCUUACACGAUCCUUAAUGAGACUGGAUACGAUUUAGAGGUCUGGACCGAUCGUGACGAAGAGCUGAGGAAGGAUUCGACUGUUUUGAAGAACAGUCAAAAGAUCCCUUGGGCUUUUGAGGACUGGAGAGUGAUUCGUGAGAAGUUGGAUACUGACAGUGACCAAGAUGUCCUUGGCUUGAAGAUUCUCGGCUCUUCCUAUGAAAAGGUUAGAAAGAUCAACGCUGCAGGUGUUGGAGAGCAAAUAUUCAUGCUUAGACCUCCAGUUGAUGGUGUUCACAGCAGACUUGCUGCUGAAGUGAUCCUAGGUGAUGAUAAUGUUAAGACGAUUGUUUUGCGCUCAACAGUUAAGGUUCAAAAUGACUCGGAUUCAGGCAUUACUAUAAGAGUGACUGAAGAGAACCAGAAUAUUGACUCUGAAAUACUUAUUGAGCCCAAUCAAACGAAGUCGCUUCCGAUUGAUGCUGUGUUCUCUGGCAAGAUAAAGAUCAAGCCACACCUUGAAACAAAGUUCAACUGGUCUAACGAGACUUUGGAGUGGAAGGAUCUUAUGAAGCAAGGCACUGCUCUUUCAUGCUCUUCAGUUGGAACGGGCCAGACAUCCGUCUUCUAUUAUCAAGCUGAAGUCAAGUAUGACGAGGAAGAGCCUCUAGCCAGAGUGUACCCUCAUUUCACGCUUGUUAUCUCUGCGCCACUUGAAAUCGAGAACUUGCUACCAUUCGAUUUCAACUUCAGGUUGUAUGAUAAAAGCAGCAAAAAGGACUGGAGCGGCUCUGUUAAGAAAGGGCAAAGCACGUUUGUCCAUGUUGUCACAUUAAAUGCAUUACUUUUACUCAGUAUUGAGCCGCUCGAGUGUGGAUUUGGCAAGUCGGAGUUUGCCAUUAUCAACUCCACCAAAAAGAGUGAAUUCAAACGUGAAUCGCUCAUCAACACCAGAGGUGAUUCGGGCAGAAAUGUGAGAUUGAAGAUGCACUAUCCAAAGGACGAUGUUAAGACGAAUUUGAAGGUGGCAGUGUUCAGUCCAUACGUUUUGUUGAACAGAACAGGCCAGAACUUAACCGUGGUGGACAAGGCCAGUCGUUCCAAUGUUAUGGAGUCUUCCAGUUUGCAAGAAAACAUACCUCACAUGUUUUCCUUCGAUAGAGACGGGGAAAGACUGAACAGAGCUCUUGUUAAAUUAGCUGACUCGGUCCUUUCAGCUCCAGUAAGUUUUGAUGCUAUUGGUCAAAGUUUGGGUAUGCUGGUGCAAUUGAAUCACAAACAAACUGAGAUGAACUUUGGCGUUUCUAUUGGAGAAGGUGAAGGAAAAUACAAGCUCACAAAGGUCGUGACUUUCUCUCCUCGUUACGUCAUUAAAAACGCUAUUUCCGAGCCUCUCUCACUUGUUGAAAAUGGAUCAACGAAGCAGCUUCUGCUUGACCCGGGACAGCUGGUACCUCUUUACUCUCUUCAUAAAGUUGAGAAUAAGAGCAUUAUGUUGAAGUUCGACCAGGGUGGAAAGGGAUGGUCAUCUCCGUUUGCCAUUGACGAUGUGGUCUCUUUGAAGGUUAACGUGUUGACUGAGGAUGCUACAAUCUUUAUCCAGGUGGAAAGUGCCCACAACAAUUGGCCAUAUUCCAUCAGAAAUUUCACAGACCACGAGCUUUACAUUUACCAGGCCAACCCGAACGUUGAUCUGAAUGGUGAGGUUGUGAAGCGGGAUACAGUCUACAAACCGGUUUACUACAAGGUUCCAGCAAAGAGUGUCAUGCCAUAUGCGUACGACUAUCCUAAUGCUGUUGUCAAGGAGUUGAUCAUUAGAGCCCGUGGACGUGAAAGAGCAGUUAACUUGGCCGAAAUUGGUAACCUUAAACCUUUCAGGUUGCCAGCUACUGAAAGAGAUUCACAGAAUAUCUUGGAUCUCAAUGUUGUUGCUGAUGGACCUACCCAAUCAUUGGUCAUCUCUGACUAUGACCCUGGCAUGAGUUUGUACAAGUUGAGAAAGACUGAGACGAGCUCAACGGCUAACACAUCGAAGCAACAGUUUGAGGUUGAUGAAGUGGACGACAAUUACCACACCAAGAUCUUGACACGCUUUGAGGGUUUGGGUAUUUCUUUGAUCAACACCCGCUCUCAAGAAUUAUGCUACAUAACCUUGAGAGGCCUUGAGCUCAGAUACAAUGAAUCUGAUUUGUAUCAGAAUUUGAGUAUGAAGUUGAAGUGGGUCCAGAUUGACAAUCAGCUUUACGGAGGAAUCUUCCCUAUUAUCCUUUACCCUACCGUCGUUCCAAAAUCAGGAAAGGAGAUGAACAGCCAUCCAUCCUUCUCUGGUUCCAUCUGUAAGGUAAAGGAUGAUUCUCAUGGUGUGGUGUUCAUCAAGUAUGCUACAGUGCUUCUUCAGGAAAUGACGAUGGAGCUUGACGAAGAUUUCCUUUUUGCCUUGCUAGAUUUCUCUAAGUUCCCAGGUGCAAGCUGGAAUGCGCUUGUCGAAGACAAACUUUGCGACACGAAUCUUGAAAUUCCGGAGCCCACGAAAUUGUCUGAUGCUAGUGAUAUUUAUUUCGAGGCCUUGCAUUUGCAGCCAACCUUGUCUCACUUGUCUUUCGUCAGAACCGAAAGAGUUAAUGCCGAGGACAGGACUUCGUCCCAGAACACCAUUAUGUUCUUCGUUAAUGUUCUUACAAUGGCUAUUGGCAAUAUUAAUGAUGCACCAAUUAAGUUGAACGCAUUGUUCAUUGAAAACAUCAGAGUGCCUAUUCCCAUUUUGCUUGAAUCUGUACAGAAGCAUUACGGUCAAUCGUUCUUUUACCAGUUGCACAAGAUUUUGGGCUCAGCAGAUUUCCUUGGUAACCCAGUUGGGUUGUUCAAUAACAUUUCUUCUGGUGUUCUUGAUAUCUUUUAUGAACCUUAUCAAGGUUUCAUUAUCAACGACCGUCCACAAGAGUUGGGUAUUGGCAUUGCAAAGGGUGGACUUAGUUUCCUCAAGAAGUCCGUGUUUGGAUUCUCCGACUCUUUCGCUAAGGUUACUGGCUCGCUUGCAAAGGGUUUAUCUGUCGCUACUAUGGAUAAAUCGUUCCAAGAGAGAAGAAGACUCAACCAGCGCAGAAACAAACCAAAGCACGCAUUGUAUGGCUUUUCUUCCGGUGCUAAUUCGUUCUUUGAGUCUAUUUCAUCUGGUGUAACAGGUAUCGCUACUGCUCCAGCCGAGGGCGCUGCUAAAGGAGGCGCCAAUGGUUUCUUUAAGGGUCUUGGUAAGGGUGUUGUUGGUCUCCCUACAAAGACAGCUAUUGGUUUCUUCGAUCUUGCAUCUAAUGUCGGAGAGGGAAUCAGGAACACAACAACAGUGUUUGAUGCCGAUGGAUUAGAGAAGGUCCGUCUUCCACGCCAUGUCUCCUACGAUGAAGUCAUUCGUCCAUACUCGCAGAGAGAAGCUCAAGGCCAGUUCUGGCUUAAGUCUAUCGACGGUGGUCGCUUCUUUAAUGAGACGUACUUGGCCCAUUUGCUUCUUGCCGGCGAAGAGAAGUCAGUUGUGAUUACUUUUAAGCGGAUUAUACUCUUCUCGAUCGAUUCAUUGAAGGUGGUUUGGGUGACAAACUUCGACCAAGUCAAGGCUAUUUCUUUGGAGCCAACGGGUAUUUCUAUUAAGCUAAAGACAAAGGAAGGUCCAUUUAUCCCAAUUUCCGAGAAGAAGAACAGAGAGUUCUUAUAUGGAAGGCUUCGGGUUGCCGUUGAUAAAUUCAACGAGCAUGCAAAAGUUAUUCAGUGA
Molecule: messenger RNA, 9318 nt
Organism: Candidozyma haemuli
Lineage: Eukaryota; Fungi; Ascomycota; Pichiomycetes; Serinales; Metschnikowiaceae
Gene: VPS13
Product: membrane morphogenesis protein
Exons: 2
Coding region: 1-9318 (3105 amino acids)
Biological process (GO): protein targeting to vacuole; protein retention in Golgi apparatus; late endosome to vacuole transport
Cellular component (GO): extrinsic component of membrane
Source: RefSeq, a predicted model, not a curated record